Molecule: messenger RNA, 1872 nt
Organism: Symbiodinium sp. CCMP2456
Lineage: Eukaryota; Dinophyceae; Suessiales; Symbiodiniaceae
Source: the annotation of a GenBank genome assembly
AUGGAUGCCCAGAGUUACCGGGACAACUGCCUCAUCGUCUUGGGCAGCGGCCUCGAAGCCGAGGAGUUGCUGCUAAGGCGGCGCCUGGGCGCCGGGGGCCGCGCGGUGCACAUUCUGACCGAGGGACCCUCUGAUGCCCGGGUGGAGAUCUCCCGAAAUCGGAUGCUGGAGGGCUGCUUCUUCUGGCACCCGCCCACCUGGGGCCCCGUCACGGACUUCGGGAGGCGUUUCGGGCCCUCGGAGCACCGCUACUGGAGCCACACGGGCCUCAUGGCCGUGGCACUGCGAAGCGAUCAGAAGGCGCAAAUCUACGUCUCCUCGGAGGUCUCCGAGGAGAUGAGCCACUUGAGGAUCCUGGAUUCCGAGGGCAGCGUCGAAGCCGAGCUGUCUGGCGAGAUCGUGGUGAAUCCCGGGAUGGAGGUUGCAAGAGAGCUGGAGGUGGAGGUGGUGAAUCCAGAGCUAAAACCUGCAGGGACCUUCUCCUGGCGCUUCACGCUGCUCGCUGGCCUAUUCCUGCUUCCCUGGCAUAGUGCGAAGUGGCUCGCUUCUGCAAGAUGCGAGCUGAGUGCGUUGGGGGGGCUGCCAUGGUGGCGAGGGCUUCUGGCAGUUGGUUAUCUUUUUCCUGCCCUUCCUGGCCUCGUGCAAAGCUUCACGCUGAGUUUGGCAGGCGAGAUGCCUUCGCUAUUCACCCAUGCCAUGAGCAGCUUGGCACUUGUCGCAAUGAUUCUGAUAGGCUUGCUGCAGCUGGCAGACCUACCCAACGUCAUGAUAGCAGCCGUCACCGUCUUCGUCAUGGGGCCGAUGCUUCAGUACUACCGUGGCCGAGCCAGACAUGUUCACCGAAGAUUCUGGUCUUGCCUGCAGUGGGGGCUUGCACAACUUCUGGGAACUCUCGGAACUGCAGUCGUCAUGACCGCCAUAGUCCUUGUCUACAUCUUCCUGAUCUCACAGGGCCAGCUCCUUAUUGCCAACAUGUGCCUACCGGUGGCAACCUCCCUGACAGAGAUGGGCAUGGUGAUGUGUACUGCUCGGAUGUAUACUGGCCUUGUCUUCACGAAACGGCCGGAAGUGUCUGGCGACUUGUCCUACAUUCCCAUGCCCGCCAUGAUCAUGACCGCCCACGCCUUCGCCGAGUCCGUGCGUCUGGUGUCGCUGUGGGCCGGCGCGGUGAGAUCCGGUAGUUUCAGCUGGGUCGGGGCUGCCGUGUGGAGUCUUCUGCUCAACGUCCUGAACCGCCUGGGCUGGAUCCGCUACGGAACUUUUCGGAUCCUGAAGCCACUGUUGGGCACCGAGUUGAGCCUUGGACUCUUCGCGCCCACCAGCUGGUCGAAGCUGCACGACGAGCUGAAGAUCUACGGGGGCUACUUCCGAUUCAUCGUUCCCCUCGCCCUGAUCGCUGCUCGAGCCCUGCUCUUCCAAGAUCUCAGGGUGACGGGGCCCAAGGCCCCGGCCUUCAACCUCUCCGGCGCCUGCGCCAUCCCUAGCUUGCUGCUUCUGGAGCUCUUGGAAGAUCGAGUGGUGCUCCACGAGCUGCUUCCUAUGGGCCCGAUCCCUGCAGAAGUCUUGGAGACGAAGGUGCAGCCCUACAACAGCGACCCUGGGGCCCUCAUCAGCGUUGAGAUUCGGCCCAGCCGCCCUAGGAUGACACCCACGGCCCAGGACGCCUGGCGCAUGAAGGAGCUGGAUUCCAAGGGGACGCGCCGGAUCUCCACCGUUCAAUCGGUGGUCCCACAACAGCCUCCGGAGCUCGUCGACCACCGCCGGUCGCUGGGGACGCGCCGAUUUACCUUCCGGUCCCAGCUGCGGAGACGCUUGGGCCAGGAGAGGGAGGAUUCCUGGUCAUAUUCAGAAGUGUUUCUUGUGAAACCCUAA